Molecule: messenger RNA, 8068 nt
Organism: Pteronotus mesoamericanus
Lineage: Eukaryota; Metazoa; Chordata; Mammalia; Chiroptera; Mormoopidae
Gene: BAHCC1
Product: BAH domain and coiled-coil containing 1
Exons: 27
Coding region: 1-8064 (2687 amino acids)
Molecular function (GO): chromatin binding
Source: RefSeq, a predicted model, not a curated record
AUGGAUGGCCGCGACUUCGCGCCGCCGCCGCAUCUGCUGUCGGAGCGCGGGAGCCUGGGCCACCGCAGCGCCGCGGCCGCCGCUCGCCUGGCCCCGGCCGGGCCCGCCGCGCAGCCCGGGGCGCACUUCCAGCCCGGAAAGUACUUCCCGUCGCCGCUGCCCAUGGCUUCGCACACAGCCAGCGGCCGCCUGGUGGGGAGCUCCCCGGCCUCCUCGUUCAUGGGCAGCUUCCUCAGCGGCAGCCUGGGCGCCGCAGCCUCCCCGCACCCCAGCGGCCCCGCGCCCGCCCCGUCGGAGCAGGCCUACCGCGGCCCCCACCCCGCCCCCUCCCAGAUCUGGUUCUCACACUCCCACGAAGCUCCAGGGUACCCCAGAUUUUCGGGGAGUCUGGCCUCCACCUUCCUACCCAUGAGCCACUUGGAUCACCAUGGAAACAGCAACGUUCUCUAUGGACAACACCGUUUCUAUGGAGCCCAAAAAGAUAACUUCUACCUGCGCAACCUGCCCCCCCAGCCCACGCUGCUGCCCCCCAACCACAGCUUCCCCGGCGUGGCCCGGGCCGCCCCCAGCCACCCCGUCGGCGCCUGCAGCCGUGACCGGGGCGAGGCCGCCGCGCUGCAGAAGGGCGCCAAGGAGUUCGACCGCUUCCUCGUGGGCAAAGAGCUGGGCAAGGAGAAGGCGGGCAAGGCGGCGGAGGGCAAGGAGCGGCCAGCAGCCGAGGAGGACGGAGGCAAGGAGCGGCACAGGCUGGUCCUGCCCCUGCCCGCCGACGGGCCCUGCAAGGAGGGCCCCGCGCCCAGGGCCUCCUGCGAGGGCCGCCCCAAGCACCUCGCCUCCUGCCUCCUCAACGCCAAGGUGCUCAACGGCGAGACGGGCAAGGCCGCGCUGGCCAGCUGCGCGGGCGGCGUGCUUGUGCGGCCCGGCGUGGGCGUGGUGGCCUCGGGACGCUGCACCAAGGAGGCGGCGGGGCCCGCGGAGCCCGGGCAGGCCUUCGGCGAGUGCCUGGAGAGGCGGCAGGUGCUGCACCACUCCGUGCCCUACACGGUGCCGUCCGGCCUGCCCGCCGGGCCGCCCCCGCCCCUCAGCACGGCCGCCGGCUCCUUCCCCUGCCUGCAGCUGCACGCCGGCCCCGACGGGCUCCGCCCACUGCAGGACCAAGUGCCCCGGGACCUGAAGGCCAGCGGGCCCACCUUUGUGCCUUCCGUGGGACGCCUGGCCGACAAGAGCCGCCCCUUCCAAGGGGCCGAGACCUGCGCCGUGGCGGGGGAGGGCAAAGACCGGCACCUGGACGGGGCCCUGGCGCCCGACCACGCCGCACCCUACGGGGUCUCCUACGCCCACCUGAAGGCGGAGGGCAAGGGCGAGCGGCGGCCGGGGGGCUUCGAGGCGGCCCUCAACCCCCGGCUGAAGGGCCUGGAGUAUCUCCGCAGCGCAGGACCCGAGGCCCCCUUCCCCGGGCUCUCCGCUGGGGGGCUGGACAAAAGCAACUACUUUGAGUUGCCCGCCCCCUCCCAGGACUGUCCCCGGCCAGGUCACCAGGACCCUCUGGGCGGGAAGGUCACCCAGGCUUGCUGCACUUUAGACAAGACCGCCGGCAAGGAGGCCCCUGCAGGACUCCCCGGGGCCCAGAAGGUGGCCCGCAUCCGGCACCAGCAGCACUUGGUGACCCCCGAGAUGGAGCCGGGGGGCGGCGGGGCCGAGGCCAAGCGCAAGUCCCUGGAGCUGGCCUCCCUGGGCUACGGCGGGCCCCAGCUGCCGCCGUGGGGCGUCCAGGCGGGCCAGGGUGCCACCAUGGCCGUCGGCGAGGAGCACAAGGGCGGCGCCUACCUGGACCCCUUCGGCGGCGGCGGCGGCCUUCAGCAAGCAGCCCUCCUGCCCCAGGACCUGCCCGCCCCGCCCGAUGAGGUUUCGGCCAUGAAGAACCUGCUCAAGUACAGCAACCAGGCCCUGGUCGUCGGCCAGAAGGCGCCCUUCGUAGGCCUGGGUGGCGGCCUCAAGGCCAGCUGUGCCCAGCAGGACGCGAAGUGCCCGGCCGCCAAGGGCUCGGGCCAGGCCCCGGGCGAGGCGGAGAGGCCCGACUGCGCCCGCAGCCGGGAGCACGAGGCCCCGCAUGGCGAGGGGGAGGUGCGGCAGCCCCCCGUGGGCAUCGCGGUGGCCUUGGCGCGGCAGAAGGACACGGCGAGCCGGCCAGAGACGGCCUACGGCGCCAACAGCGGGCGGCAGGGCCGGGCGGCUCCGGCCUUCAAAGCUGGCGGUGGGCCCCGCUCCGCCCACACGCUGGACCUGGAGGCCGAAGAGGAGAGGGCGCGUCUGUGUGAGGAGCACCGGGCGCUGGCCAGCCGGGAGCUGCUGCUACAGGACAACAAGGACCUCGUGGAGUUCACCCGGAUCCACCCCUCGGGCAGCUGCCCCCGAGACCUGGCCCCUCACCUCAUGAUCGCUGGCGGCUCCUCCCUGCAGAGCAGCCAGCUGGGCGGGGACCCGGCCCCCCCACCGCACCCCGCUCACCCCCCCUGGCUGCCCCGCACCCGCAGCCCCUCCUUGUGGAUGGGGGGACAUUCCUACGGCCUCGGGCACCCCGCCCUGCACCAGAACCUGCCCCCCGGCUUCCCCGCCUCUGUGCCCGGCUCCAUGCCCUCGGUCUUCCCCCUCUCCCAGGACAGCCAGCUCGUCAUCCUGCCCUCGGAGCCCGCGCCCCACGCCGCCCCCCACUCGCUCGCGGACGUCAUGGACCAGGCCUCGCUGUGGCCCCCCAUGUACGGGGGCCGGGGCCCCGCCUCCCACCUGCAGCACCCGGGCCAGCUCCCCGUGUACUCGCGGUCCCAGUUCCUGCGGCAGCAGGAGCUCUACGCCCUGCAGCACCAGCCGCAGCACCAGCCGCACCAGCCGCCGCAGCCCCCGCCGCCGCCGCAGCAGCGGGCCGCCCCGUUCCAGCGGAAGCCUGAGGACCACCCCCUGGAGCCGCAGGAGCCCGCCCAGGAGAAGGCCCUGAAGUCCACCCACAAGCCAGUUGCCUUAACCCCCACGGCCAAGGGCACCCCCUCGCCUGCCACCACAGGCCCCACCAAGCUGUCACCCUGCUGCCACUCUCCUCCCCAGAAGCCCCCCGCCAGCUGCCCCACGUCGCCGCUGCCAUGUCCUGGCGCCCCGUGCACUUUAUCCGGCUGCCUCGCCGGCGGCCCCGGGCCCGGCUGCCCGCUGCCCGGCACCGAGGACAGGGGCGGGGAGGGCCGGCGGGCCGGAGCCAACCUCAGCACGCUGGAGCCAGGUGAGGCCUCUCGCGCCCCUCCCUCCCCCGGGCGGGGAGGGCUGAGGUGCGAGGACCCCUCACCCCGCCUGCGAUGGGGCCGCGGUGCUGCAGCUGCGCGCUCUUCUUUCGCAGACCUGCCUCCUGGACUCGUGUGCCCGGCGGCCGGCGCGGGCCGCUUCUCCUUCUCCCCCCACGUGCACUCAUCUGACCUCUCGGACCCCAAAACUAUGCAAAACCCUGUCCCCGGGGCGCGGCCUGAGCCAGCACGGACGCCCGUGCCCGGGGAGCCGUCCCGCCGGAGCCCCCAGCGCCUGGAGGAGCCUGGGCUGCCCUCGGGGGCCAGGGAGGCCGCCCAGGGCCGCGCUGUCAUCCCCUGCCCUGCGGAGCAGGGCCCCCCGGAGGAGGCGGCGGACCCCAGCCCACUGGAGGGGCUACAGGAACUGCGAUGUGGGGCCCUCCUCCAGGGAGGGGGCCCCGAAGCCACUGGCCCAGCUAAUUCUACUCAGGGAGGGGCCCGAGAAGAGAGGACUACGGGGGAGGGGAGGGAAGAAGGGGAGCAGGAGCCCUCGUCGGGGGCUGGCUGCCAGGCCCUGGAGCAGCAGGCGGGGAGCCCCCGAACCCUGGACCAGGCCGAGCGGGGCACGUGGCAGACCCCGGGGGAGGCGGGGCCAGAGGAGGCAGCCAAGUGCGAGGAGGACGAGCUGGAGGAGGAGGAGGAGGAGGAGGAAGAGGAGGAGGAGGAGGACUGGGGGUCAACUCCCGACAACAGCCACCUGCCCGGGGUGCUGCUGGGCCUGGACGCUCUGGUGGCUGCCACCAUUGACCUAGGGGACUUGCCUGGCAUCAGCCCGCUGGACCCUCAGCCACCCGCUGUCCCUGGGCCACCCAGCACAGCCCCCCUGCCCCACAGCUCAGGGAUCCACGGCAUCGCCCUGCUCAGCGAGCUGGCCGACCUGGACUUCCAGCCACAGCGGAGGGAGCCGGCCCUGCCAGAGGAGGAGGACGUGCUGGCCUUCAACCUGCAGCGCCUAGCCACGUUGGCCUCGGCCUGGUCCCUGGUGGAGGCCGCUGGCCUGGGCAGCCCCGCCGCCUCGGGCCGGCCCCCCGCUGCCGGCCCCUGCAGGGCUCCCACGCUCACCCCCCGCAUGCAGAUCCUCCAGCGCAAGGACACCUGGACGCCCAAGGCCAAGCCUGUAUGCCCACUGAAGGCCGCCAUCGACCGGCUGGACACGCAGGAGGUGGAGAUGCGGGUGCAGCUGGCGGAGCUGCAGAGGCGGUACAAGGAGAAGCAGCGGGAGCUGGCCCGCCUGCAGCGCAGGCAUGACCGCGAGAGAGACGAGAGUGCGCGGAGCCCAGCGAGGCGAGGGCCUGGCCGGCCGAGGAAGCGAAAAUACUCCAGUUUGCUGCCCGCCCUGCGUCCCGGGGGCCAGCUCCCCAGGGGCGACGUUAAGAAAGUCAAGGCGGUGCGGUCCGGCCUGAGCCUGCUGUGCGCCGAGCUGCAGGACAGCGAGGAGCCCGUGCGGAAGCGGAGCCGACUGGAGAAGGGCGUCUACGUGGGCCUGCAGGCCGGCUCCGUGGGGAAGGUCCGGUGCAAGAAGAGCCGCAGUCAGGGAGAGCUGGCGUCCACGGUGGCCCACAAGGUGGCCCAGCUGAAGCCAAAGGUUAAGAGCAAGGGACUGCCUGCUGGCCUCAGCCCGUUCCCAGCGGGGCGCGUCCGGAAGAAGCUGUCCCCAGCCAAGAGCACCAAGGUGUCCGGAGCAGCCAGGCACCCACAGCCUGAGGGUGACGGUGGCGGCGGCAGGGAGACACCCAAGUUCCCGGCUGAGGCAGCCACAGCACCGGAGGCAGGCAAUGGCUAUGACAGUGAGAGCUGCGAGGGUCUCUUGGGGACAGAAGUGCCCCCCGUGGAGCCGGGGCUGGCGCUGCCGGCCGGUGCCAGCGGGGUGGUGCUGGGGCCCUCGCCCUCCUCCGUGGUCAAGAUGGAAGCCAACCAGAAGGCCAAGAAGAAGAAGGAGCGGCAGGGCUUGCUAGGGGCCUGCCGCCUGUCCAGCCCGGAGAGCGAGGUCAAGAUCAAAAGGAGAACAGCGAAGGCCAAGGUGGGCACCAAGCUGGAGCGGGCCCCCGGGCGCAGGCCCCCUGGGGCACCAGGCAAGAAGAAAGCCAAGGGCAAAGCCAAGGGCGGCCUGCGAGCAGAGCCGGGGGCCCCCUCCAGCCGGGAUGCCCUCUUCGGCGCUGCCCGGGCCUUGACCUGCCGGGAGGAGGGCAGCCAGCUGGCCAGCGAGCGCCUCAAGCGGGCCACACGCAAGAGCACGGCGCUGCAGCCAGGACUGCGGCGGAAGAACGGGGCCCUGUCCCUCGCGCUGUCGCCCCGCAACGCCAAGGCCAUCCUGGGGAAGGGCAGGACGGCGGGCCGGAGGGCAAGCAAGGCCGUCGGCAAGCAGGGCAAGGGCCGGGCGGUGAGCCGGCUGCUGGAGAGCUUCGCCGUGGAGGACGACUUCGAGUUUGACGACAGCAGCAGCUUCGAGGAGGAGGAGGAAGAGGAGGAGGAGGAGGAGGCAGCGAGCGGUUCCCUGAGCGCGGAGCAGAGCGCCGCCCUGGCACGCUCGUGCACCAUCCACAAGGAGGACCUGCAGGACGGGCUGCCUGUGCUCAUCCCGAAGGAAGACAGCCUGCUGUACGCGGGGAGCGUGCGGACCCUGCGGCCGCCCGACAUCUACAGCAUCGUCAUCGACGGGGAGAGAGGCAACCGGCAGAGGAUCUACUCGCUGGAGCAGCUGCUGCAGGAGGCGGUCCUCGAUGUCCGGCCCCAGUCCAGCCGGUACCUCCCGCCCGGCACCAGGGUCUGCGCCUACUGGAGCCAGAAGUCCCGUUGCCUGUACCCGGGCAACGUGGUCCGAGGCAACUCCAGUGACGAGGAGGAGGACCUGGACUCUGUGGUGGUGGAGUUUGACGACGGGGACACCGGCCACAUCGCUGUGUCCAACAUCAGGCUGCUGCCUCCAGAUUUCAAGAUCCAGUGCACAGAGCCGUCGCCGGCUCUGCUGGUGUCCAGCAGCUGCCGGAGGACCAAGAAGGCUUCCUGUGAGGCCCCCCCACCCAGUGAGCCCACCGCCCCCAGCCUGUCCCCCAAGGUGCAUGAGGGCCCCGAAGCCUCGAAGACCCCCGGGAAGAAAUCCAUCAGCAAAGACAAAGCUGGCAAAGCGGAUCUCCUAACCUCGGGUGCCAAGCCCCCCGCAGGGGCCUCGGACCACUUCCUGGGCCGCCGGGGCAGCCCGCUGCUGAGCUGGUCGGCGGUGGCGCAGACCAAGCGGAAGGCGGCGGCGGGCGGCAAGGGGCCCGGACUGCUGCAGAACCUCUUCCAGACCAACGGCAGCACCAAGAAGCUGCGUGCACGCGAGGCGCUGUUCCCCGUGCACAGCGUGGCAGCGCCCGUGUUCGGCAACGGCUUCCGCGCCGACUCCUUCAGCAGCCUGGCCAGCUCCUAUGCACCUUUCAUAGGCGGCGCCGGGCCGGGCCUGCCCGGAGGUGCCCACAGGCUGCUGCGGGCCAAGAAGGCGGAGCGGGCCGAGGUGGAGAAAGGCGGGCGGCGGCGGGCGGGCGGCGAGUUCCUGGUCAAGCUGGACCACGAGGGCGUGACUUCCCCCAAGAACAAGAACUGCAAAGCGCUGCUCAUGGGCGACAAGGACCUGGGGCCCAAGCUGGGGCGCCCCCUGCCCAGCCCCAGCUACGCGCACCCGGCCCUCGUGGGCAAGGACAGGAAGGGGCGGGCACCCGUCCACCCGCUGCCUGUGGGGCUGGCGUUGCGCAAGUUCGCUGGCCAGGCCGAGUGCCCGCUGCCCUGUGACAGUGACUGCCACAGCUCCUACUCGGACGAGGAGGAGGACAGCCCCGGGCUGGCCCCCGGCGUGCCCGCCCGCUUCCUCGCCCGCUUGUCCGUGUCCUCCUCGUCCUCCGGUUCGUCCACCUCCUCGUCCUCGGGCUCCCUGUCCACUUCCAGCCUCUGCUCCUCGGACGACGAGGGGUCCUCCUGUAGCUCGGAUGACGAGGACCCGGCCCUGCUGCUGCAGACCUGCCUCACCCACCCCGUGCCCGCCCUCCUGGCCCAGACCGAGGCCCUGCGCUCCAAGGCGGGGGGCCCCCACCCGCACGCCCAGCGCUGCUUCCUGUCCAGGGCCGCCGUGGCGGGUGGGGGUGCAGGCGCGGGCCCCAGCGGCGGCAAAUCCAAGCUCAAGCGCAAGGAGGCCCUGAGCUUCUCCAAAGCCAAAGAGGGUUCGCGGAGGCAGCGGCUGCCGUCCGUGGAAAACCGGCCAAAGAUCUCUGCCUUCCUGCCUGCCCGGCAGCUCUGGAAGUGGUCAGGGAGCCCCACGCAGAGGCGCGGCAUGAAGGGGAAGGCCAGGAAGCUGUUCUACAAGGCCAUCGUCCGGGGCAAGGAGACGCUGCGCGUCGGGGACUGUGCCGUCUUCCUGUCGGCUGGCCGCCCCAACCUGCCCUACAUCGGCCGCAUCGAGAGCCUGUGGGAGUCGUGGGGCAGCAACAUGGUGGUGAAGGUGAAGUGGUUCUACCACCCGGAGGAGACCAAGCUGGGGAAGCGCCACAGUGACGGCCAGAACGCCCUGUACCAGUCCUGCCACGAGGACGAGAACGACGUGCAGACCAUCUCUCACAAGUGCCAGGUCGUGGGGCGUGAGCAGUACGAGCAGAUGACACAGAGCCGCCAGGGCCCGGACCAGCGGGACCUCUACUACCUGGCGGGCACCUACGACCCCGCCACGGGGCGCCUGGUGACGGCCGACGGCGUGCCCAUCCUGUGCUGAGCCU